AGGUCACGCGACGCGGUGGGACGACGCGAAUGUGUGCGUGUUUUGCGCCAUUCAAACCGAUUUCAUCCCGAUCCUUGCGCCAUCCGCCAAGGAGAUCCGGUUGUUGUCCUUAGACCGAGCAACAGUUCAACCUCGCUUUCUUCCUCUCUCGCGCGUUAACGCGUAGAGAAGUGUCCCGUUUUGUGUCCGGCAAAGUGUGGUGAGAUACCACAGCGUUGCUUUAUGUUCCAGUCCUCGCAACAUCCGGUCGCGGAUACGGAGAAAGCUACCGUCCAUCGGGUGGCCAACGGAACCCAUCUGAACGGGGACAUCGGGAGCGCAAGACCCAGACGUGCCCGCCACACCAUGCUAGCCAAAAGCAUCUGCAACCGGCGGUGCAUCCUGACGUCGACGGGAUUGCUGCUGUUCGCCAGCGGAACCUUCUUCAUCCUGUUCUUCCCGAUCAUCUUCCAGGAUAUACUGCACGAGGAACUCAAACUUCGUCCCAAUUCGCGCGGAUACGAUGCCUGGGUGGCACCACCGUUCCCGCUGGCGAUGGACAUCUACUUCUUCAACUGGACCAACCCGGAGGAUAUCCGGAACCACUCGACGAAACCGAUCCUGGAGGAGCUCGGUCCGUACCGCUUCAUCGAGCGGCCGACCAAGGUGGACAUUGCCUGGCACGACCAGAACGCGACCGUGAGCUAUCGGAAGAAAAGUCUCUUCUACUUCGACGAGGAAGGCAGCAACGGCCGGCUUGACGAUGUGAUCAGCAGUAUAAACAUAGUGGCUGUGUCGGCGGCAAAACGAGCACAGUACUGGGGCUACAUCAAGCAAAAAGGCGUCUCGAUGGGUCUGACCUUGUACGAGCAGGAGUUACACGUGGUGAAAACGGCCGCCGAGCUGCUCUUCGAUGGCUACGAGGACAACAUGGUGCUGAUGGGAAAGCAUAUGAUGGACGCGGACGAAAUUCCCUUCGAUCGUGUCGGUUGGUUUUACACGCGAAACAACUCAGCCGACCUGAUCGGUCACUACAACGUGCACACCGGUGUGGAUGACAUUAACCUGCUCGGGCGGAUGGGAGAGUGGAACUACAAACCCCGCACGGACUUCUUCGAGGGUACGUGCGGCAUGCUGAACGGAUCGGCUGGCGAGUUCUAUCCACCGGGUCUGUCGAAGGACCGUCCGGUCGAGCUGUUCACGCCCGACAUGUGCCGAAGUCUGCCGCUCGACUUCGAGGAGGAAGUCAGCGUGCACGGUGUGAAGGCGUACAAGUACAGUGGUGAUCGACGGGCGAUCGAUAAUGGGACGCUCUACCCGGAGACGGCCUGCUUCAGUGCGGGCGAGAUCGUCCCGUCCGGGGUGUUGAACAUUUCGUCCUGCCGCUUCGGCACACCCGUCUUUAUGUCCUAUCCGCACUACUACGGCGCCGAUCCGUUCUAUCUCGAUCAGGUGGAGGGUUUAAGCCCGUCGAAAGAGAAGCAUCAGUUCUACAUGGCACUUGAACCGACUACCUCUGUUCCGUUGGAUGUUGCUGCUCGACUUCAGCUGAACAUUAUGAUUGAACCGUACGACAAUAUUAACCUCUUCUCGGAAGUACCGCGGGUUUUUCUUCCGGUGCUAUGGUUCGAGCAGCACGUUCUCAUGCCGGCGGAUCUUGCGGGUGAAAUCGGUACGGCGCUCACCGUGCCGUCGAUCGUGCGGCUUACCGGCAUCGUAAUGGCCGCGUGCGGCUUAGCGAUAAUCCUCUGGGUUCCACUCGAAUGCCUGUUCUUCCGCCGGCGACGCGUAGCGUCCGGUAGCAAGGAUCACACCGGCCUCAAUGGUGCCCGCUCGUUCGCGCUUGUCGCUGAAAAAGGGUUGCUGCACGCGUCGGAGAAGAACGGCAAGCCGCUGGUCGGAGCGAUCGUGCUGGUGGACAAACUGCUGCCGGAAAUGGCGGAAAAGCAAUCACCCAGCCAGUCACCACCGGCCGAACCCGAGAGCUGCCCGCUGAUUGACGGUAAAAACGCAACGAUUGUAAAAUCGUGAACUCCAAAACCGAUCGCGGAUUGUGCUCCAAACCCGGUGACGAACAGUGGUGAUAGAGCGACUGGGGUAUACGUUUUGGUGCAUUUAUCUCAACGGUUACCAGUCGGAUGCGUCUGUGAGAUUCGUCAAAAAUCCCAUCAAAUGCGUCUGGUCCCACAAUGCGAGAGAUUUCAUUUCGACUGAAUCGGUGUGUGCAUUGAGGUACGCUAGUUUGAGGGAAAAGAAACGAAUGCCACUUUUACUGAAAGCGAUUCCCAAAGUGAUAGUUUAGAUGCGCUUGCAUGCUGGGCGAAUGAGGCCGAGUCGCAGAUACGAUAAGCGACGUCGUGAAGAAAGGUAGUGUAAGCUAUUAGGGAGAUUAAAACAAAAACAUACCAAGACUAUCUCCUCCAAUACUCUCCAGCAUUAGACCGACAUCCGUGAAAUGUAGAACCCUGCAGACACUAACAGGGAGACCACCAUAACCUAGGGGUCAGUUUCGGGAGUUGACAAUCGUGUUUUGAUUAAUUCCGUCGCCCGCGGCAUUGAUUUCCGUCUAUUUAAGAGAUUAAUCUUAAGCACAAGCGUCUAUUGCGCUUUUAGUAUACCAUUUCGCGUUUAGUGGCCAAACGCCAAACAGAGACAUAACAAAAGAAACCAGAACCAUUGGAAGCAACAAGUACAAGAGUUCCAUGUGGACUCGAUGGAGUCCACAGUGCAUCCAAUCAGUUCCUCACUUCAUUCGGACUGUUAAAUGAUUAUAUCAAUCAAAUCUCGACCGUCACAAAGAUUUUUGUUUAGUUUAUAAGUAACGAUCGUUUUUUCAUUAAUUUACAAUUACAUUGCUCGGUUUCCAUACGCAAAUAGUUCCCUCUAUACCACCGCUGCCUACGUAAAAGGUAUCAUUCGAGAUCACUAUCCAACUAGUUCGUCGAAAUUAAUGUUCAUUCCAAAUUUUUACGGUACAAUGAGUUAAUCUUCAGAUAGAUUAUCGUUUAUGUGAAUUAAAGGUGUGUGCAAUGCUAUUAAAAUCCGUUCCUAUCGGUAAAUUGUUAGAUUAGUCGAAAUGAGGUAAUAAGAUACUUCUUAAGUGUUCUCAAUUUCUAAAUGUCCUUUACGGUUGUAACACACUAUGGCAUUAGGCAAAGGUCUCAAAUUUCUAUCGAGACGUAUCUUUGCAUAAUCAUGUAUCAAUUAGGAUGAUUAAUCCAUGAGAAGUGCUUUCAUCUUUUGCGUUCGAUAGACUGUAGAGUAACAGGAGAAAGACACACUAAAAAAUAAAUGCCAUGCGGUAGGGCGCAGCUCAUCCAUAUGGACUACAUUUGCUAAGAACAUAUAACUGGACGCUAUGAACGUGUUUGCUAAUAAUAAGUGCCAUUAGCGUAUUCGUUGUGUCCGUCAUAUGGUGUUGGAAAUAAUUUAAAAGCGUGAAUAUCACCGGGAUACUACUGGUAUUGGUAUUGACAAAUCUUAACCCUCGUUCG
Messenger RNA from Anopheles coustani, 3473 nucleotides. RefSeq names its product protein peste (gene santa-maria). Bases 223 to 2010 code for a protein of 595 amino acids. The record is from RefSeq and is a predicted model, not a curated record. The transcript is spliced from 7 exons. Gene Ontology annotation, cellular component: membrane; cytoplasm. NCBI's taxonomy places the organism in Eukaryota, Metazoa, Arthropoda, Insecta, Diptera, Culicidae. Gene Ontology annotation, molecular function: scavenger receptor activity.